AAGCACGGCGGCACGGCAAGCACCGACUGCGCUGCGGAGAUACAAAAUAAGGAAACACUGCCAUGGAUGAGGCAACAAAUGGUGACAGAGACGGCAAAGAAGAUGACGGCGAGAACCCCGCCACCACCCAGUGCGGUGUGUUCUACUGCGACGUAUGUGGAGACACGUUCCCAACGGCUGCACAUCUGGAUCAGCAUUCCCAGACCUCGCACAAAGAGAAACGGGAAGGCAAGCACCAGUGCUCUUACUGCCCCUACACCAGUUACAAUAAGACCAACAUAACCAGGCACGAGUGGACCCACACGGGCGAGUGCCCAUUUGCCUGUGACAUCUGCCAGAAAGCGUUCCGCCGGGCUGAUGGACUAAAGGCACACAUGCGAACGCACGCUGCGGAGAAGCCAUUUGAGUGCAGUGAAUGCAGCCAGCGCUUCUACGGCUCACCGAACCUGCGCCGACACAAGAAGUUGGCACACUCGGAAGAUGCACGCAAGCACGCCUGCCCCUACUGCGACAAGACGUACUCCCAGAAGGUGAACCUGCAGAACCAUCUGCCGACACACACGGGCAAGCGGCUGUACCAGUGCAGUCAGUGCCACCAGUCUUUCACUCAGCUCGCCAGGGUAAAGAAACACCAGCGCAAGGUGCACAUGGCUGCACCUACUGCAGCAAGAUCCUCGCCAACAACGUCAAGCUGAAAACGCAUUGUAAGUGCAGCGCGAAAUAGAGACGCUAACGCAGAAGAAAGGUAAGGACGCAAACAAGCCGUUGCCUUUCUUGUGUGUUUGUGUACUCAUUUAACGAUGUACUAACAAUGGAUUCAUACGAACUGGCCCAGCUGAAAUUACAGAUACAUGCAAGCCACUCUGAGGUUACAGUGGUGGGAUACAAUGGCAAUUGUGGCAUCGUUAGUAACAGUCUCGCUGAGGAUGCCACCUGCUCAGCCCAGGAGGGAACCGAGGCGUGUUCCAAUACCCCUGUCAAGGACAGAUGGCGCGAGGCCCAUUUGCCUGGUCACACCUACACAAAAACUUCGGGGAGGAACAGGUCUAUCUUGAAAUGCCUCCGUAGACUGGACCCAUCGAUGAACAAACCCAUUGCUGCAGAUUUCAUCACGUCUUUCUCGCUGGGACUCAACUUUACUGUGCUGCACCAUAGUGGUCCCUUUCAAAAAACAUGUUCCUUCCUCAUUGGAGUGUCAGACAAUCCCUUCUGCGACUGAUGCGACUGUGAACAUAUAUGUCGUGUUUGCAGUGGAUCUGCAUAUGGCUAGGUUCUGGCGGAUUGCGCCCGCGGACAAAAUGAUGUGUAGAACAACAAUUUUUCGGUGCCCCUUGCCGCCGCCAAUGCCUCUUUCACCAGUGUUGUGAUACUUAAAGUUGGCACUUCCCACCAAUUGUU
Messenger RNA from Rhipicephalus sanguineus (brown dog tick), 1398 nucleotides. Its product is annotated as zinc finger protein 2-like. Lineage: Eukaryota; Metazoa; Arthropoda; Arachnida; Ixodida; Ixodidae. Gene Ontology annotation, molecular function: DNA-binding transcription factor activity, RNA polymerase II-specific; RNA polymerase II cis-regulatory region sequence-specific DNA binding. Gene Ontology annotation, biological process: regulation of DNA-templated transcription. The transcript has 3 exons. The coding region runs from base 63 to 695 and encodes 210 amino acids. The record is from RefSeq and is a predicted model, not a curated record.